AUGAGGCCCUUGGCUUCUCCAGUUCAUUGGAUUGGAAUUCUGAAUAAAAUCUUGAAUGGCAGUUGGAGCCAGUGGUCGUCAUGGCAACCAUGCAGCGUGACGUGUGGAGGGGGACACAGGACACGUGCUCGCACAUGCUCUAAUCCAGCGCCUAAAUGGAACGGAAAGUAUUGUCCUGGGACAAAUAUCUCUGCAGAGAGCUGUAAUUUUCACAAAUGUAAAGGUAUAUGCCUUUUUUUUUUGAAUGGCAGAUGGAGUUAUUGGUCGCAAUGGCAACCAUGCAGCGUGACGUGUGGAGGAGGACAUAGGACACGUUCUCGCACGUGCUCUAAUCCAGCGCCACAAUGGAACGGAAUGAAUUGCGUGGGGAAAAAUAUCUCCACAGGGAGCUGCAAUUUACAGAAAUGUAUAGGUAGAUGCCCUUUGUAAAAGA
Messenger RNA from Orbicella faveolata, 433 nucleotides. RefSeq lists its product as uncharacterized. Gene Ontology annotation, cellular component: signaling receptor complex; plasma membrane. Gene Ontology annotation, molecular function: transmembrane receptor protein tyrosine kinase activity; ATP binding. Gene Ontology annotation, biological process: protein phosphorylation; positive regulation of kinase activity; multicellular organism development. The record is from RefSeq and is a predicted model, not a curated record. NCBI's taxonomy places the organism in Eukaryota, Metazoa, Cnidaria, Anthozoa, Scleractinia, Merulinidae.